AUGGCUGUAAAUAUCUUUUACAAUCAAUUGGAAGGCCCGAUUCUUAACAUUAAGGCAUUUCACGAGGCUUCAGUUGAUGCCUUAAGAAACAAUAAGGGCUUAUGUGGUAAUGCCAUAGGAUUAGUGCCUUGUGUUCCUAUCCUAGCAACAAAAAGGGUUAUAGAAAAAGAACCAGGAGGAGAUGGAAAUGUUUAUAAAGCUGUGCUACCCAUUGGUCAGGUGGUUGCUGUGAACAAACUUCACCAAUCUGAAGAUAGCAUGAUUUCCAACAAUUUGAAAGUCUUUGAAAGCGAGAUUCAUGCUUUAUCAGAAAUAAGGCAUCGUAACAUUGUGAAGUUGUAUGGCUUUUGUUCAUAUCCAAAGAAUUCAUUUUUGGUUUAUGAGUUUGUAGAAAGAGGAAGUUUGAAAAUGGUGUUAAGCAACAAGGACGAGGCAAUGGAAUUGGAUUGGAAGAAGAGGCUAAAUGUUGUAAAAGGAGUAGCCAAUGCCUUAUCUUAUAUGCAUCACGAGCAUUCACCACCUAUAAUUCAUCGAGACAUUUCCAGCAAUAAUGUUUUCUUGGAUUUGGACUAUGAGGCUCAUGUCUCAGAUUUUGGCACAGCUAGGCUUUAA
This is a messenger RNA of Durio zibethinus, 612 nucleotides long. The record is from RefSeq and is a predicted model, not a curated record. NCBI's taxonomy places the organism in Eukaryota, Viridiplantae, Streptophyta, Magnoliopsida, Malvales, Malvaceae.